UCCUUCACUCUCCGGCAUCACGAGCCACCUGCCUCUCCGAGAAUAACUCACCAAGAAACCCUCAGGGCGAGCGCAACCACAGCGAGGGAGGGAGACAAGAGACACCGGCCGGUUCCUCGUGCCACCCGUUCGGUUUCCAGUAGCCCUCCACUCCCCAACUCCUAUAGCCUCCCCCCCCCCGGGUCCUGCGGGAGUUACAGGCUGCUCUCCCGAGCGCGCUUGGAGACCCGGGUUUGUUGUCGUUACCAGGAGAGGAGCGCACAGAGACCCGCGCCGGAGCCGACAGCGCACACGGACUGGCCUCUCAGAGGAGACACUUGCAUGGAUGCACCAUGGCCACGUUUGUCUGCAGGGUUCAGUUUUUAGAUGACACCGAUCCGUUCAACAGCACCAAUUUCCCGGAACCGACUAGACCGCCGCUGUACACCUUCAGGGAGGAUAUCCCACUCAUCAACCAGUUAGCAGGCAUCCACCGGCUGCUCAAGACUCCCCACAAGCUUGAUGACUGUACGCUGCAGCUCUCCCACAAUGGCACCUAUCUGGAUCUGGAGUCCUCUCUGGCCGAGCAAAAGGACGAGCUGGAGGGCUUUCAGCAGGAUGACACAGGGUCCAGAGGGAAGAAGCACAGCGUUAUUCUACGAACCCAGCUGACCGUCCGUGUGCACGCCUGCAUCGAAAGACUGUAUAAUUCCAAUGGACGUGACUUGAGGAGGGCACUGUUCUCUCUGAAGCAAAUAUUUCAGGAUGACAAAGAUCUGGUCCAUGAGUUUGUGAUGGCUGAAGGUCUGACGUGUCUCAUCAAGGUGGGAGCAGAAGCUGACCAGAACUACCAGAACUACAUACUAAGAGCUCUGGGGCAGAUCAUGCUGUACGUGGAUGGGAUGAACGGUGUCAUUGGGCAUGCUGAGACGAUCCAGUGGCUGUACACUCUUGUUGGCUCGAAGUUCCGUCUGGUGGUGAAAACAACCCUGAAGCUGUUGUUGGUGUUUGUGGAGUACUCCGAGUCCAACGCCCCGCUGCUGAUCGACGCCAUUGCCUCUGUGGACACCAAGAGAGGAUGCAAGCCGUGGUCCAACACUCUGGAGAUUUUGCAUGAGAAGGACGGCGUGGACACAGAGCUGCUGGUCUAUGCCAUGACCCUCAUCAAUAAGACACUUGCAGCUCUGCCGGAUCAGGACUCGUUUUACGACCUGGUCGAUGGUCUGGAGGAACAAGGCAUGGAGACGGUGUCCCAAAGACAUCUGGGGCGGAAAGGCACCGAUCUGGACUUAGUAGAGCAGCUCAACAACUACGAGAUGAGCCUCCGGCAUGAAGACGGUGACGAUGACAGCCAGCCGCCACCGACGGGCCGCCGGGACCGCCGCCGGGUCAGCCUCGGGGGCGGAGACAAAAAGUGCGGCCUCGAGAGAAGGCGGAGUCGCAGGGCCUCUCUCGGUCGACCCGGUCAGGCCUCGCCCCGCAGCCCUGCGUCCCCACAGAGAGCCGGCUUCCACCCGUUCAAGGGACAGAGGGCGGAGGACACGAGCGAGAGGGAGGAAGAAUGUGAGGAUGUGAUGAUGGAGGAGGAGGAGGAGGAGGAGGAAGAGGAGGAGACUCCAGUGACUGAGUCUGAUUCGGAUGAGCAGGAGGGGGCUGAUUCAGUGACUAAACUGACCACCCUCAGCCCGGCCAGGCACCUUCCAACCACAGGUCACCGAACAACCCUCCAGUCCAUCACCAUCACUUCCAGAAAGGAGAAUAUAAAAGAGGAGGAGCAGAGGAAUCAGACCGAACCACCUCCGGCACCCACCCUGCACUCGCCAUCCACUCCCACCUUCUCUCCCCCGGUCUCCCCCCCCCUCAGCCCCCCAGCACAACCCUCCUUUCUGGCCAGCCUGCUGGCGAGGAAGAGGUCCACCGUCACUGUCCCGGCGACCAAGGAGGUCAGUCCGCCGUCACGCGGCAGCUCCCAUCCCAGCCCGGAGCGCCUGCCUUACACGCCCCACUCGCCCUUCCACCUCUUCUCCUACGACCUCGAUGAGGAGCCGUCGCCCCCGGCUCCGCCCAAACCCAGCGAGGAGUCACCCAAAACGCCGUCUCCCAGGAAUGGAGGUCUCAUGUCCUACUCCUCCCUCACCUCCCCGACGACGCCCACCAGCUCCAGGCCUGCUCUGGGAGGACUUCUGUCCUCCUCCUACCGACAGCACCAGGAAUCUCUGACGGCCGAGCGAGGGCGCCGCCGCGUGGAGAGAGAGGAGAGACUGCAGCGGAUAGAGAGAGAGGAGAGGAACAAGCACAGCCGCGGCUAUGUGGAUAAGAUGGAAGAGGCCCGGCUUGCGCGGGAUGAGAGGUACAAGAACGUAGAGCGUCUGGCGGCGGAGGAGUACGAGAGGGAGCACGUGCGGGUGCCCAGGACUCGCCCUGACCUCAGCCUGACCUUUGAACCCGCGGAGGCCUGGCCCUCGUCGUCGCGCAGCAGCACCCCGUCCUCCUUCGCCUCCCAGGAGGACGCAGAGGCGGACCUCGAGGCCGAGGCCCCCGCCACACCCGCCACGCCCUCGGAGACAGCAGAGGCUGAAGACUCCAGUGCCAGUGUCGAGCCAGAGGAAAAAGAAGCCGCUGCUGAAGAGGAGGAGGAGGAGGAACAGAAAAAGGAGGAAGCCCAGGAGGAAGCAGCAGCAGAAAAGGAGGAGGAAAGCGAAGAGUUUGAGCAGGAACCGGAGAAGGAGAAAGAGGAGGCAGAGGAGGAUAGCGGCAUCCUGAGCGACAAAGAACGGCAGAAUGAGGAAGUGAAUGAGAAGGACAACUGCUCGGCCUCCAGCAUCUCCUCCGCCAGCAGCACUCUGGAGAGAGAGGAGAGGGGGGGCAAUGACAGUGGCUUCAAGGAGCCAGAGGUGAACGAGCAGUGCGGCAAGCUCCUCAACAGCAAGCUCUUCAUGCUGGACAUGCUGUACUCCCAGAACAAGAAGCCCAGCGAUGAGGAGGAGGAGAAGGAGGAAGAGGAUGCGGAGAAGGAGAAGGAGAAAGGAGAGGGGAAGGAGGACAAAGAAGCUCAGGAGGACGCUGAUGCGCAACAGGCCGAUGACGCGGAGGGCGACCACAAGGCGGACAAAUCAGACGUCCACAGGACCAUCCGGCCCUUCGCCGAGCGCUUUGGAGAGUUGAUCAAGGACCUCGGUUCGAGCGCCUCUCUCCCGGAUGUCCCGGCCAACGAGCCCCCUCCUCCUCCCCCGCCCGCCCCACCCAAAAAGGAAUCGGACACGAUCUGGGACCAGCUGCUGGCCAGCCCUCGAGAGCUGCGCAUCGGGGACAUCAACUUCACCGACCUGACGGAGGCAGACGACAAAGACAUUCUGGAUGCUGUUUUGAUGGGAGGAUGCAGUGACCACCCGCCCCGGCCGCCUCCUCCGCCCUGCCUUAUCCGCUUCCCUCCACCCCCACACAUGCUAGGCAGCUGCCCACCACCCCCUCCCUUGAUGGGGAUGAUGCCGCGCUCUUCCUUUAGCUCCUCGAUUCCAGUGCCUCCUCCUCCAGAGCCGCCGCUUUUCAAUAAGAAGAAGAAGACAAUCAGGCUGUUCUGGAGCGAGGUGCGUCCGACAGAUUCUCAGUACAGGGACGACAAGCGGCGGGGAGACACGUUCUGGUCCAAACUGGAAACGGUGAAAAUUGACACGGCCAAACUGGAACACCUGUUUGAGUCUAAAUCAAAGGAAACACCAGUGACAAAGAAAACAGCAGUGGACGGCAAGCGCCAGGAGGUCAUCGUCUUGGAUUCCAAGAGGAGUAACGCCAUCAACAUCGGUCUGACGGUGCUGCCUCCUCCUCGCACCAUCAAGACGGCCAUCCUGAACUUUGACGAGUACGCGCUCAACAAGGAGGGCAUCGAGAAAAUCCUGACGAUGAUUCCCACGGAGGAGGAGAAGCAGAAGAUCCAGGAGGCCCAGCUGGCCAGCCCAGAUGUCCCGCUGGGCUCGGCAGAGCAGUUCCUCCUCACGCUGUCCUCCAUCAGCGAGCUCUCUGCGAGACUCCAACUCUGGGCCUUCAAGAUGGACUACGAGACGACCCAGAAGGAAGUUGCAGAGCCGCUGCAGGAUCUGAAAGAGGGCAUGGAACAGCUGGAGAAGAACAAGACUCUCCGCUACAUCCUCUCCACACUGCUCUCCAUGGGAAACUUUCUCAAUGGCACCAAUGCUAAAGGCUUCGAGUUGGCUUAUCUGGAGAAGGUCCCAGAGGUGAAGGACACGGUCCAUAAGCAGUCUCUGCUGCAUCACGCCUGCUCCGUGGUGGUGGAGAACUUCCCUCAGAGCACCGACCUCUACUCCGAGAUCGGAGCCAUCACGAGAUCUGCAAAGGUGGACUUUGACCAGCUGCAGGAGAACCUGUGUCAGAUGGAGCGGCGCUGCAAAGCCUCAUGGGACCACCUGAAGGUGAUCGCCAAGCACGAGAUGAAGGCCCAGCUGAAGCAGAAGAUGUCCGACUUCCUCAAAGACUGCGCUGAGAGGAUUAUCAUCCUCAAGAUCGUUCACCGCAGGAUCAUAAACAGGUUCCAUUCCUUCCUGUUGUUCCUCGGUCAUCCGGCCUACAGCGUGAGAGACGUCAGCGUCCACAGGUUUAGUAAAAUCCUCAGCGAGUUUGCGCUGGAGUACCGAACCACCCGAGACCGCGUGCUGCAGCAGAAACAGAAACGAGCCGACCACCGCGAACGCAACAAGACCCGAGGGAAGAUGAUCAUAGAGGUCAACGCCCCUUCUGAUGAUGAAGAGGAGAGUGAGUGUGGUCGGACUGGCUCCGCCGGUGGUAACGGCGCCCCAGGCGGCGGCGGCGCCGCCCAGGAGGCGGAGCAUCCUCAGGGUUUGGGCCACAGAGAGGACGUCGCGGAGCACGAGCACAUGAAAGCCGUGCUGAAAACCAGCCUCAGCGGCGGUGACAAGGAGGCCAGCGGGGUGCCGGGGCUUCGGACACGGACAAGAUCCCGGCCUGGACGGGGAGGUCGCAGUGUGCCGGCGUGGACUCCACCCGCGGACGACUCUCAGAUCUGCGGGGAAGACUCUGCAGACGAGAUCAUGGAGCGUAUCGUGAGGUCGGCCACUCAGGGUCCAGGAACCAGAGCCCAGCCCAGAGAGCGGAGGAGGUCCAGGGCCAACCGCAAGUCCUUGAGGCGGACUCUGAAGAGCGGCCUGACCCCGGAGGAAGCUCUCGCUUUAGGACUUUCCGACUCUCCGGAUGCAGAGAUGUAGUCGUCAAAACCUGCCCGUCUGUCGUCGUUGUCGCCGUGGAAACACAGCCGAUCAUCGAAGCGACGUCUCCGUCUGCCUUUGCCACGCUUUGCAGAGUUGCAUUUCACCAGUCACAAACCCCUUUAGGUUUUUUUGCCAGCUGCUAAUUUUGCCUGAUGUGUCUGAGUCAUGAAGCUGCAGCCGCAACAUUUGUCUUUCUUUUUCAUGCCACAAAAAGAAAAUGUAUUCUCGAAGGAAAAGUGGAAGUGAAGAAAGAGAACUGAAGAACGAAAAGAAUGGAUACUUAAAUAAAAAAAGAGUCCAAACGUAUAUUUGAAAUGUUGCAUUUGUCCGGAAGCAUCAUUGUUGCUUGUGAGUUUCUGCAGCUGUGACUUUAUUUUUAUUUUUUCUUCAUUUAUUUAAGCUGUGAAUUUUGGAUGUAAAGAUUAUCGGGCUGAAGAAGUAGUUUGAUUUCUUCUCCUAUCAGAUGAUCCCAAGAGAUUGCCACAAACAAAGAGGCUCACGAGGAAUUGUCCCUUUUGGAAAAGGCAAAUGUUUGCUUCUGCAGAUGCACGUUUGACAGGUGACAGGUGUGGCUGUGUGUCGUGGGAACGUGAAAGGUGGUCAUGUGAUCUGAUGUGCCUUCCAUUUGAAAGGAACACUAUUGUUCCUUUUCUCCAUCGCUCUCUCUUGUUUCAGGCACCUCCUACUUCUCAGAUGACUCAUACAUGUCACGUUCACAGGUGUAUUUACACAUGGAGAAAGACUGUUGAAUUACAAUUCACUUUUUUAUUUUGGCAAAAUAUUUAUUUGCAAAGCUGGGACAUCUUGCACCUUACACACCACACAGCUGAAAUGAACAACUGAUUGAAAACACAGACAAAGGAACGUAUUUAUCUCAGAGGAACUGUUUGUAAAGUGUAAAAAGACAAAAAGAAAAAGACGUUUUUAAGAUUUUAAUAAUCUAUUUUGAAGGACAUGCGGAGAAUUCUGCAUACAAUGUGUAAAUGCCCUUAUCAGCUGCCAGGUACUAAGUACUGUAGUACUACAGUGUGCAUGUUGAGUGCGGUUCAUGUGAUGUAUUAUUUUUGUAAUUUCUGUAGAAACUUGUAUUAUAGUCUGAGAGAAAGGGUCAAAAAGGGGCUAAUCUGUGAAUUGUAAUAAAAGAUAAACGAAAGAUGUGGUCAUAGCUGAAAGGUUGUGUUCAAAGCAUUGCUCGGUGCUGAGCGGGGGGAGCAGUAUUUGGGCAUUUACUUUGAACUCUGUGGUCACAUUGUACUUUGUAUGAACUUGAAAAGUUUGCGGACAAUGUAAGUCUCCGCUCAAACCGUCGCUCCUCUCACAGACGGGGACAUAUUGCUGCAUGAAUAUGAUAUGGUGAGCUGAACAUUAAACCACGCGGUUACAUACACUUUCACUUGAAAUGCUGUGUAGACACACUGCAAUAAUAAAAACCAAAAGAUUUAGUGACAAAAAAUAAAAAAGCAUGUGCAUGUCAUUCUUCUUCACUUCCUGGACACACAGCAGAACACGCCCCCGCGGACCAUUGGAUUAAAGAGUAAACGGCACAACUGCUUCUCACUUGUAAACGUGGGCGGUCCACUGGUGAGUCCUUUCCUUCGGUCUGGACCCACCAUGGCUGAGUCGAUGAGUCUGCGUUGGGGGACUGGAUCUCCUCCCUGCUGGGCGGGUGAUGACCACUCUGCUGGGAGGCAAACACAAGCUGCUGUCUUUUAAGAUAGGAGAGCACAAAACCCAGGACGUCAGAGGACAGCUGGGUUUCCUCUCGCAUGAGGAUAAUCAAACACAACCUUGAAGAUGCAGCCGUAUUUAAAGUUAUUAAGUCAGUCAUAUGUCUGCGUAAUAUUAUGUUAUUAUAUAGGUUUGCUGACCAUGCUCUACAUGUAAAGAUAAACUCGGACACACAAACCACAAUGCACCAUGACCGACUUUCAACCUUCUCAUGCCAAAAUAAUGUGUUUUCUUUCUGCUUUCAAACAUGGAGACAACAUACUGAAUGAGUCCAGUGUGACAUGUUUAUAAGUGUAGGUAAAGUGUAAAAAGUAAUAUAGCCUAUGUAGAAAAUGAUAGUGAAACAGAGGCUUGUUGUUCAAGUUUAGUUUUUUGUCGUGAUGGAAUCAGUUCAAGUGUCGGGGCAACAAGCUGGUCCCUGACAGUCCUGCGGGCACUGAUGUACCAACGCAUGAUGAAGAGUCUCUCCCUCACUGAUAAACACUCCCCCUCCCACCACCAAUACCGACAGAGGGAAGGGGAUGCGAUGCACAGAUGCACUGAACACAGUCUCACAUCAUAGUAACAAUCAUAAUGGACAAUCUGUCUUAGAUUCAGUCAUCUACUAUGAAUGGGUUUUCAGUGAAAUCCUAAACUGGGGUCUUCUCUUUAGGCUCCCUGUUUGAUGUCACCUCAAACUGGCUACAUAUGACAAAUAUGAGCAGCGCAAAAGCCAGUUGGCCUCCAUACUGGCUGCCCAGUCUAGAUGGGUUUGACAUCCUCGAGGAUCUCUAAAACACCCAAAUGACAUCUUCACCAUGUCAUUACUGUAAGUGAGUUCAACAUAAUAAUAAUAAUAAUAAAUAUUAUUUUGGAAAAAAC
Molecule: messenger RNA, 7808 nt
Organism: Pseudoliparis swirei
Lineage: Eukaryota; Metazoa; Chordata; Actinopteri; Perciformes; Liparidae
Product: FH1/FH2 domain-containing protein 3-like
Exons: 29
Coding region: 333-5216 (1627 amino acids)
Biological process (GO): cortical actin cytoskeleton organization; sarcomere organization; cardiac myofibril assembly
Cellular component (GO): cytoskeleton; cytoplasm
Molecular function (GO): actin filament binding
Source: RefSeq, a predicted model, not a curated record